Messenger RNA from Colletotrichum tamarilloi, 267 nucleotides. Its product is annotated as Sodium:neurotransmitter symporter family protein. NCBI's taxonomy places the organism in Eukaryota, Fungi, Ascomycota, Sordariomycetes, Glomerellales, Glomerellaceae. Bases 1 to 267 code for a protein of 88 amino acids. The transcript has a single exon. The record is from RefSeq and is a predicted model, not a curated record.
AUGGGAGGGGCAAUCGGUCUCGGUAACCUCUUGCGAUUCCCCUCGAUCGUGUUCAACAAUCACGCCCUCCAAUUUUUCCAUUCCCUAAGGUACCUUAUUCCACUCCGCUAUCUGGCCAUACCAAGUUGCCUCCCGAGUUCAGCUUCAGGUGAGCGUACAGAGGAGGCUGCGCCCUUGCAUGGCAUCAUGCCAACAAGCGUGCUAAGGGUGUCGGAUUCGGCGUCGUCUAUAUCGGCUACGCGAUUAUUAUCUUCUAUGUUCCAAUAA